This is a messenger RNA of Glycine soja, 447 nucleotides long. RefSeq lists its product as uncharacterized. Lineage: Eukaryota; Viridiplantae; Streptophyta; Magnoliopsida; Fabales; Fabaceae. The record is from RefSeq and is a predicted model, not a curated record. The transcript has 3 exons. Bases 1 to 447 code for a protein of 148 amino acids.
AUGAAGACGAAGCAUGUUGAUUGUUCUGAUACGUUUAAUACUUCUCAGGUGUUUGCUACUGAAGAUGAUGUUUUGCAGUGGGCUCGAUCAUUUGCUUAUGAAAUUGGAUUUGUCGCGGUGAUUAUGAGGUCAAACACAAACACUGGUAUGAGAGGAAGGACUUCAUUUGUGUUAAUUGGUUGUGAAAGGAGUGGUCAGUAUAGGUCUAGAAAGAAAUAUUUUGUUAGAAGAGAUACUGGCAGUAGGAAAUGUGGGCGUCCCUUUAAGCUUCAUGGGAAACCAGUGGUUGGAGGCCAAGGAUGGAUGGUGAAGUUAAUGUCACAGGUUGUACCAUGUGUGGUGAAGCUCAUGAGACAAGCCAAUGCAUCCCCACUGAAGAAAACACUCAAGAAAUUCAUUUCAUGGGGAAUCAGCAAAGGCAAGGGUACACUCAAGGAGGGUUUUUAG